CCUGUCUAUGUCAAUAAAAACACAAUACGACGGAGAAGUUUUGACGUGUCCACACAAAAGGGAAAAUCGAACUUUCGAGCUAGAAAAAGUGAAAAAUUAGUCAGAAAACGGAAAAAAUUGUGUAUAUUUUGUGAUGUGAGUGCAUUCAGCAUAGGAACCGAACUGGAGCCGAAAUCGCAGCCGUCGCCAUCCGUGGAAACAAUGAGCUGGUUCGAUACGACAGGAAUUGCCAAUCUGGCAAAAACGGCAUUGAAGGAGGCCCAGAAACAGAUUGACAAGGCCUUGGAUAUUAAGGAAGAUGUCGAGGACGGUGGCGGCGGUAACGGCGGCGCUGACAAAGACAGUGGUCUCGCAGGAAAACAAAACCCCGAUUCGUUGGUUGGGACAAGUGCUAGCAUCCGCACUGAACCGUGCAAUCCGGUUACGGAAGUGAAGGGCGGUGGAAACGUCAGUAGGGGGCAAAUGGAUAGUAUUUGGGGAUCGUUUACCGGGUCGUUCUUUGAACAACCAGUAACAGCUGCCAAUGUGACUGUGACAAAGCCUCCGUCCAGUUUAAAACGAAAGAGUUUCGAGGAUUCCGGAAUGGCUGAAGUACCGGAAAAGCUUGGAUCGCCCGAGAAUAGUUCAGAAUCUAUCGAGCUACUGAGUCCGGUAACAACACCCGGUUCGGCUUUAACAUCGCCUAGUUCCGGUCCUACUUGUCAGGAGGAAUCAGAAUCGGUGGAAGUUAUUAAGAUGCAAGGGACGGCUUCGAGUGUGUCGUCACCGGAUUCGAUAGCUACGCUCGAUCGCAGUCCACAAUUGGAAGGAGAGGAAGAGGUUCGGUUCACGUCUGUCGACCUGGACGGAGAUGAUGAUAUCAGCGUGGAAGAAGAUUCAAUUUCAUACACCCUAUCGGAGCAACCGAUUACGAUUAUGGAAACUGGUGAUCAACCUGGGGCAAUAACAGUGGCUCCAAGUCGUAGCAGCUUGCAUUUGAGUUUAGAUAAAUCUUCUCUUACGCGGCAGAUGACUUUUUCGGAGGUUUCGGUUUGCGAAACAGAAACUUCUAAUGAUUCGGAAACAACGGUGACCUCGGAGGAAAGAGGUAAACUGCCAGUGGAAGAGUUAGAAAAGUCAUACGAAAACAUCGAAAUUCAAACGCAGAUCUCGGAUUCUACUCAUAGCUUCGAAGAGAUUCAGGCAUUGCAAGUGCCGGCGGAACACAAGCAGUUGGAAGCGACUUCGUCGCAAAAUUCCGGAGAUGAAAUAGAAACGGCAACUUCAUCGGAUAUUGAAAUCAUAUCUAGUCCUAAUGGCGACUCUAGCAGUACCAAUAGUGGGGCGUACAGAACAAGUCCACUGAAAAUUCCAGAUGGAAAAGGGAACAUUGAUAUUAUGAUGAUUAAAAAACGAGGCCAUAACCGUGAACUGUCCGAAGUUUCGGUACAAAGUGUAAACAGUGAUGAUUUGAGUGAAACGGACAAGUUGAUGCGAAGGAUAGCGGAAGUUUCGGAUAUUCUAGAGCAAAGAGAGCUUCGUCUGUUGGAACUCGGUCGGCAAAAUGCUGAGCUUCACGAGCAAAAUUGUCAGUUGACUGCUCAGUUGGAGCAGAAACAAAAAUGCGCAGAGAGCUGUGAAUCCGAUGAGUACACGCAACGGUUGUCUGCCCUGGAGAAAAAGUUUCAACAAGCGAUACGGGUAAGGGAAUCGUUCAAAAAACAGUUGGAGGUCGCGCGAACAGAGGCACAGGGCAAGAUAUCGCAGUUGGAGGUUAAUAAGAUUGUCGAUGAGAAAAACAUUAUGAUCGAAGAGUUGAAAAAGGAAGGCGAAAAGUUUUCCAAAGAGGUUUUGAUCCAUUCCAACAUUAUUAAAAAGCUACGACUUAAAGAGAGGGAAAGUGAGUCUCUGAUCAAGAAGCUUAAGGAAGACAUUGGAGAUUUGAGAGAUGAAACGGAGCGGCUUAAGCGGUCUUUGUCAGCCAAGGAAGAAGUGGAACGUUCGCAAAUCGAUGCCGUACACAAACUGUCCUCAGAGAAGCGAAAGCUCGAAAAAGAUAACGGUUCGCUGAAAAGUCAACUAGACGAUCAGACUCAGAAGCUGGAAACUCUGAAAAAGAGUUUCGACUUUGCCAGAAAAGAACUCACGGAGAAAACUGAAGCUUAUCAAGAUCUGGUAAGAAAGUCUUCCCUGCUGUCUACGAUGGAAACUGAGCACGGUAAUAUGCAAAGAUUGAACGAACAGAUUACUACUGAGUUGGAUGAUUUACGCGAAAAAUUACGAACCGCUGAGUUGGAACAUGCACAGCGCUUUCAGCGGUUAAAGAACGAAAAUGCAGAGCUGUUGCUGCGUAUCGAAGAAACGGAAAUACGAUCGGAAGAGGAAAAGAACGCCACAGCGAUGGCCACCGUUCCGUUGAUGAAACAAAUCGAGUCGCUCCAAAACUCAUUGCGUAACAAGGAGCGCUUGUGGGAGCAACGCGAAGCAGACAUUCUUCGUAAGCUGGACGAAUCUGUAAGCAAAUCAAAAACGUUUGUCGACAACGAGCGGUCGUUAAAGGAUCAGAUAUUCACUCUUAACGGUCGAAUCUCCAAUUUAGAGGACAGACUAACCACCGCUCUGUUCAAAGCCGAAGAUCUAACCAACAACCUGCAGCAAAAGCAAAUCGAACUUGAACUUUUGGAAAGUGAUCAUAAAAUUAAAAUUAACAGCUUGGAGGUUGAACGGAAAUCUUUGAAAGCGACACUAGCCGAACUCGAAUCCGCAGUGGCAGAAAAAGAACACAAAAUCGUCCAGCAGAAGGAUCAAUUGGAGAAACUCAAAGCCCAGCAGUCCAUCGUCAACCAACAUCACAGCAAACAAGACACUGUUUCUUCCGUUCAGCGUCAUUCUCCUCCAUCACCAUUCUCCCAAGUGGGGGGUGCCCUUGGAGCACUGGGUAUCGAAUCGCGCACCUCUUCGCCGACACCGAGCAUGGGAAAUCUGUCGCUGCCGGAAUCGAUCGGGAGUAUCCCUUGGAACCAGGCGGAUGAUGACGGAUUAGGGUCGAACAGUGGUCGACAAACAAUCGGUGGACUGCCAUUGCUACACACCACCUCGUUGCUGGAGAAUCUACAGGCCACUCUUAAGCAGCGCGAUGGCGAAGUGUAUCAACUACAGUGGGAGCUGUCCCGUUUCCAGCAGGAGCGUAAUGUUUUGCACGCGGAAAUAUCCAGUCUGACCGCGGAAUUGGAGAGUAUCAAGGAAAAAAGUGAGCGCACCGCUAGACUGGAAGAAGAGCACACCCAACUGCAGGAACGGUAUGACGCGCUGCUCCAGUUAUACGGUGAAGCCGUGGAGAAAACCGAAGAACUGAAUCUGGACCUGGAAGACGUGAAGGAGAUGUACAAAGUGCAGAUUGACGAUUUGCUGCGACAGGUCGCCGCCGGGAAGCAAUUAUAGUGGUCGGGAAGAUAGAACUAGUGGUGUUAGCUGCUGCCUUCGUAGUCGUUUAGGACGAUAAGUGCAAGAUGUUUUUUUUUUUGUUGAUGGAAACACAGAUUUGCACAACAUAGGCGGUGUUCACUUGAUGAACGCAUACUAAAAGAGAAAUAGCUUCUAACAGUUUUCAGAAACGUUUACUCGCUAAAGUUGCGAUAAUGUACGAUCUGAGGUCGCUUUGUUCGAGAGAGUACAUUUGGGUUCGCCACAGAAGGCAGAAUCACGAAAGGCAGAAGCACGAAAGGCGGAAUCAUGAAAGGCAGAACUCUAUGACCGUGCACACAAGGCAGAAUAUUUCAAAAGGCAGAAUUUCGAAGGGCACGAAAGGCAGAAUCACUGAUAGCAGAACCUGACUCACGAUAGCCAAGUGCGUGAUGGCAAAUUGGUGCGAAUCCUGGUCACGGUAUCAAAGCUGCUACUCUACAUUUAUUAUUUGAUAUUAUUUGGUAACCAGACAUAAUAACUAGUCACACAGCAAUGAUCAGUUUUGAUAGGGGGUGCAAUUCAAGCCUAAUUGUUAGAUCCGAAACGCGCAAACUGGUUUGGCUCAGCUCCUCAAGACUCUCAUGGCAUCGCGGAGAGUAAUCUUUCGAUGUUAGGUAUAACUUACACUAGUCUCAACGGCUUGUUGGUUAUAAUUAACAUAAAACAAUUCAUGCGGCGAAGACGCAUAAUCGAGGGCAAGGAAUCGAGGCGGCACAAAGCCGCCGUGGUUUCCGCGGUCCGAGCCGGCCGCCGACCCGCCGUCGGAAGCGGCGGCCUCUCGCAUACAAACAACUGAUCUAUUGGUUUUCUGAGAUUAUUCAAACAGGUUUUCUUUCCCUUAGUUAAGUCCGAACGAGCGGUAGCGAGUAAGGACAGCAUACACUUGGACAAUAGAGUCGGCCAAAGGCCGCGAGUGUGUGUUGUUUAAAAGAAAAUAGACCAUCUUUGAUUCUGCCAUUCGUGCUCUUUGUGAUUCUGCCAUUCGUUAUUCUGCCUUAUGAAAUAUUCUGCCUUUCGUAAUUCUGCUUUUCGUGAGUCUGCCUUUCGUGAUUCUGCCUUUCGAUUUUCUGCCUUUCGUAGGAGACCCGUACAUUUGAGGUUUUCAGCUUUCCGGCUUGAGUCGUUAUUUGUCAAAUCUGUUAAUUUCCCGGGUGGAAAACUAGGGGAAAGUCCUUUUUUUAAACGACAGUCUAAAUAUUUUUAAUAUUCUUCUAUCAUAGAAUUAGAAAAAUUUGAUGCGCUUCGUACUGCAAUGGUUCUAUAUUGUUCAAAACAUAUAGCAAGAAAAUCAAAUUUAUCGGUUGUCGGUAUCAGCAACACAUCAUAAUUCAAAAAAAAAAAUAGUCUAAGAACACCUACAGUGUAGUUUAAUAUAUUUAUCCAGAAAAUGGAAA
Messenger RNA from Wyeomyia smithii (pitcher-plant mosquito), 4838 nucleotides. It is a transcript of the gene Tmf, whose product is annotated as TATA element modulatory factor. The record is from RefSeq and is a predicted model, not a curated record. Gene Ontology annotation, cellular component: Golgi apparatus; endoplasmic reticulum. NCBI's taxonomy places the organism in Eukaryota, Metazoa, Arthropoda, Insecta, Diptera, Culicidae. Bases 202 to 3420 code for a protein of 1072 amino acids. The transcript is spliced from 2 exons.